AUGCACCCAGCUACUUCUGUUCCUGCCACACAGAACAAGGAGAGGGGAGGAAGGGAGGGGAUGAAGGGCUGUCUGGAGUAUGGGAGAGACAGUCGUUCACAAGUUGUGGCAGCAGUGACAUCACUCAUCUCUCACGCCACUCACUCCCCGUUCCCUUCCCUCACCUCCCCUCCCAUCGCCUCCCCUCCCCUCUCUUGCCCCCGCCUCCCCUGCCCUGCCCUUCGCUGUGCCUGCCCUGCCAUGCCCUGCCCUGCCCUGUCUUCCCCUACCCUCCCCCGCCCUGCCCUGUCCUCCCGUCCCCUGCCCUCCCUGACAUCCCUACCCAAUCCUUCCGUCUCUUCCCGCCCUGCCGUCCUUCCCCGCCUCUCGUCCCGUCCCUCUCCGUCCCGCUCCCCACUCGUUCCUUCCCGUCCUUACCCGCCCCUGCCCGUCCUGGCCCAUUCACUCAUCGCCCCGCCCUUCGAUCCGUCGCGACCCCUCUCAUUCCGUCCCAUUCCAUCGCAUCCCGUUCCGUCCCCUCUCAUCCCAUUCCGUCCCGUCCCGCCGUCAAGUCCCACUGCCCCACCCGUCGCGUCCCCUCCCGUGCAAUCCCGUUCCAUUGCUUCCCAUCCCAUUCUGUCCCCUCUCGCCCCGCCCUUCCCGUGCCUUCUCGCCUCUGCCCCAUCUCAUUGCUCUCUCUGCAGUCUGGCAUCACGAAUUCACAAUCUCGCUCUUCGUUUUGCUGCUCUGUGA
This is a messenger RNA of Closterium sp. Naga37s-1, 732 nucleotides long. The record is from the annotation of a GenBank genome assembly. Lineage: Eukaryota; Viridiplantae; Streptophyta; Zygnematophyceae; Desmidiales; Closteriaceae.